This is a messenger RNA of Trichophyton rubrum CBS 118892, 579 nucleotides long. RefSeq lists its product as uncharacterized. Bases 1 to 579 code for a protein of 192 amino acids. NCBI's taxonomy places the organism in Eukaryota, Fungi, Ascomycota, Eurotiomycetes, Onygenales, Arthrodermataceae. Gene Ontology annotation, biological process: negative regulation of protein kinase activity. The transcript has a single exon. Gene Ontology annotation, molecular function: protein kinase binding; protein kinase inhibitor activity; double-stranded RNA binding. Gene Ontology annotation, cellular component: nucleolus. The record is from RefSeq and is a predicted model, not a curated record.
AUGUCAGAGCCGAUUCCGGAAUCCAUUCCCACAAGUCAAGACCCCCAAAGCAAACGCCCCACGAAACGGCGGGCCCUUACACCCCUCUCAGAGCAAGCACAUGAGAUAAAAACGCUGUUUAAAGACCCCUCAAAAGAAAUCAGGUUACCGGAACCAUCGAAACCAAAGACCCUUGCUCCACCGCCGGAAAUAAUAGCUAAUGUCCAGGGAUCCUCCGCGGGAGCUGGGUCGGGAGAGUUCCAUGUCUACAAGGCUAGUAGGAGGCGAGAGUAUGAACGGAUAAAGCUUAUGGAGGAGGAGCUAAAGAAGGAGAAAGACGAGAUCGAGUUCAAUAAAGCGAGGGAAGAAGCUAGGCGGAAGGAUGAAGAGAAGACUGAGAAGAAUAGGAGGAAAAGAGAGAAGAGGAAGAAAGGGAAGGGGAAGAAGGGAAAGAGUGGUGAUGAUGAGGACGGAGGAAACAAUGCUACUGAUGCGGCUGUCAAGGGACGUGCUACGAAUGAGGGUGCUGCGCCAGAGACUAAGGAGGACGGACAUGAGAACGGUGAAGUCCCUGGCGUUAUUAUACAUGAUGAGGAUUGA